AUUGCACCCGAUGCAGCAAUGGAGCUGAAGAGGCGCAGUGCACUCCUUGCCAUCGAGAGCUUCUAUUAUGGACAGAAAAGAAAUGGAGCACCCGGGAAACCCGGGAAUCUUGAUACCCAAUGGAAUCUGCUUUCCAUUGGACGUGAGAAUGGUGUGCAGUUGAAGCAGCCGAAAGGUCAAGUGGUAGCGGCCGUAAUUGGCGAUCCUCUUUCUGGCAAAAGCAGCUUUCUCAAUGCACUUGCGGAAGAACUCGUAUUUCCACACAGGAACAAGAAUAAAAGUUCUCUUGUCCAGUGGGCUGUAUCGGAGGAAGUACAGAAGGGAGAAUGGCCAGCAUUGCUUUUGCGUGUGGUUGAACGGUUUCCUGCAUGGGAACCAAAAGCAUUGGCCACAGUGCGGACAUGCAAUCAAGUGAUGGGUGGCCGAUUGAAAGGCCUUCAACUUGUUGAAGUUCCCUCUCCAACAAAUCUACCGCAAGAAGAUCUCGAGGUCAUUCAUUACAUGUUGAGCAAAGUUGAUCUUGUGGUGUGCUUAAUGGACUCUCAGGCAAAAGAGCCUUUGAGUGAUGAUAUGAUGGCACUGCUGACCAAUCUGUUGGCAAUCGAAGAUGCGCCGCCUCUUCACUUUCUUUUGGCCAAAGCAGAUUUGAUAUCUCGAGAAUCCGACCGCAUCCGACUGAUUGCCAAGGCCUCUCGCAUGCUGCAGGAACGAUUGGGUCGUGGACGCAGGGGCUUUGAGAUUCUUCCCGUAUCCACUGGCGAUCUCAAUGUACUUCUUGACAUUCUGGAACUCGACAACGCCGAUGAAGCGGAUGGAGCGGAUGGAGCGGACGUUGGAGCGAAACAGGGAACGAUGGGAACUCCAAAAUGGGAUGCUGGGCGCGUGCGCACCUGGCAGCUGACGCAGGAUCUCAUCGCCCAACGCAUGAAGGAGGCACUGCAAGCCAUGGAAGUGGACGUCCAGGCAUUGAAAGGGGCCCUCGCUUUGCAGAGACAUGAUCCGCAAGCGGCCAACAACCAUUUGAUCUGGUGUGGGGCUGCUUUUGGCAUUGUGACUGCUGUGGUGCCUUUUAUUCUCGAUGAGGAAGACGCCUCGUUGGUUCCAGUCUUUAUGGCAGCUACGAUGGUCAUGGCUUGUGUUUGCCUCCUCUUGGCUUUCUUCUUGAGUCGAGGUGCCUCCAAGCCAGCCCCCGGAGUGGCUGACAUUGUGGCGGAGCAGGAGCAUUUUCUGUCCGUGGUGGAGAAGCAAUGCGAGGCAUUGAAAAACGACCACGACUUUCCAACAAAUGGAGAGAUACAGGGCGAAUCGCAACGCAAUCCAGAAGAUAGAACAGAUCGCGAAAGGGCCAUGUCCUCUAUUGGCAGUCCGGCUGGGCAAAAAGUACGACUCAAUGUAGUCGCCCUCGUUGGUGAAGGGAUAAUUGGAAAGUUUUUGGUCAGUAUUGAUGGAGAUGCUCUGGUGGAAGAUCUUGCCUCGCAGAUAAGAUCUGCUUUGGCAAGAGCCAAGGUGGAAGGGCGACUGCUGAGGCUGACCAACACUAAGCAGGCCCAGCUGCCUAGUGAAGAACGUGUAGGAGAUGCUCUGCGUGACAGUGAAGAGGUUUUGGCAGUACUCGUCAAUGAGCCUGAAGAUGAGGCGUUGAGGCAGCUGGCUCCAGAGCUUGGAGAUGCCUUGAGUUUUACCAGAACUACAGCACCAUUUCCACAUCUUUCUCCAGCAGAAGCUCCGACACAAAGAGCAGUAGAUCGUCUUGAGGCUUUGAAAAACACGCGGUCCGUAGCGCCAAUGAGCAUACUGUCCAGCAUGGACAACUGCAAAGACAAGCCUCCAGGACCCCAAGAGAUUUUCCAAGAAGACCUGCAACCUCCAGCGAACUCUGCUCCAGGGCCGGACUGCAAGGAGCCAUGCUUCCGCUCGAUUCGCUGCGAUUGGGAGGUCGAGCAGCUUACUCCAAAGCUGCGAGAGUACAUAGCUGCCAGAUUCAGCGAGAUGCACGAGAUGCCAGCAGACCCCGGGCAUGCGUACAUCAUUGUGUCGAUGCGGCCCCGAGAACGGCCCGGAUCCGUGGUGUCACCACUGCCGAUCCACUACAGUGUGGCUCGGGUGGACAUCAUCGAAUUCGAGAGGCUUUGUGGCCGCAGAGUGCAGGAGAUCCGUGCCCGACUGGACUUCUUCCAAAGGUGUUUGGAGGCCCUGCGAUCUUUGCUGGAGCGAGGGGCUGACAGAGAGGACUAUGCGCCUAAUAUGCUUCCUUACAGCUACAAGCCGGGCAAGGAAUUCGGCACUUUGCUGCAAGAAGUUGACGAAAAAAGCUUUGGCCAGGUGGAAGGCUUUCGCCCUUUGCUAGUCAUUGACAUGGCUGGUGCGGUGGGUAAGUACUCCGUCUUCAUCAAAGCAGCUGUCAAGCGGCUAAUGUACUCCUUCCUAGUUGCGAAAAGCAGGUUCAACAUCAUUUCCUUCUCGAGAGGGAAGGUGGUUGCAUGGGAGGACCAUUUGGUACCGCCAGUGGCGCAGAAGCUGCGAGAAGCUGAAGACUUUGUUGACAAGCUCCAGCCCGCCAAGAGGACAUGCAUCUUGCAGGCUCUUUGCUGGGCACUUCAAAGUGAUGCAGAUGCGAUAUACCUUUUGACCUCUGGUUUCCCCAAGUAUGCCGAUACCGACUACUGUCGUGCAGAGAUCCGCUCGCAAAACAAAAGACAACUGCCAAUUCAUGUGAUUGGAGUGCAGUGUGAGGCUGAAGCAGAGAUCGAACUGAGACGGCUGGCAGAAGAGAAUCGGGCCUCGUUUCGCCCCAAGACUUUCAAUGAGACGCUGUCAGCCGAAAAGUGUCUCGACCUUGUAAAUGCAGGGCGAUCUGCUGCCCCAUGUCAAAGAUUGCGAGAUCACCAGCUGUCCAUAGGGGGACAGGUUGACAUACUUGAGGUAAUGAUCAAGGAGCAAGAAAUCCAGACAACAGAUUGGCUGGAAGAACAAAAGUGUGCAAAUCGUAUUCUCUUGACUUCAGCCAGUCAGCAUCCAGUGCCAAAUGUUCAGCAGGCUCGAUAUGCUGCAGGGCGCAUGGUCGUGAAUCAACUUUGCCGCAAUCCUCCACCCCCUUUGCGUGACCUGCUCCAACCCCAGACACCGAAGUCUGCGAAGUCCAGAGUCACAGAGCUCUUCAAGACUUCACAGACUGCACCAAAGAGGUCUGAAAAGAGGUCUGAAAAUGUCCGACCUCCAUCUGUUCACAAUCCGUGGGACAGACCGAGUGGAAUUCUCAAGGUGUCUCAGGUGGCUUCGAAGGACAAGAGCCUCCUCCCAGCUCGAAAUGGCCAAGCAAACAAUGAAUCUCACUUCUACGAACUUGCUCGUUGACGGUUCACGAUCAGGUUGAAACCAGGAAAGGCUGGAAGCGUAGAAGUGAAACAGUACAUCCAACAUAUAA
This is a messenger RNA of Cladocopium goreaui, 3424 nucleotides long. The record is from the annotation of a GenBank genome assembly. NCBI's taxonomy places the organism in Eukaryota, Dinophyceae, Suessiales, Symbiodiniaceae.